Pygoscelis adeliae (Adelie penguin) is the source of this 1767-nucleotide messenger RNA. RefSeq names its product Mab-21 domain containing 2 (gene MB21D2). The coding region runs from base 1 to 1263 and encodes 420 amino acids. Lineage: Eukaryota; Metazoa; Chordata; Aves; Sphenisciformes; Spheniscidae. The record is from RefSeq and is a predicted model, not a curated record. The transcript has a single exon.
AUGGUUCAGAAACUUGACCAGAAGCUGCCUGUAGCCAACGAGUACCUGCUGCUUUCAGGUGGUGUGCGGGAAGGUGUGGUAGACAUUGAUCUUGAUGAGCUGAAUGUUUAUGCACGAGGCACAGACUAUGAUAUGGACUUCACCCUGCUUGUGCCCGCACUGAAGCUGCAUGACCGCAACCAACCAGUCACGCUGGACAUGCGCCACUCAGCUUUGUGCCAUUCCUGGCUGAGCCUGCGUCUGUUUGAUGAAGGAACUAUCAGCAAAUGGAAGGACUGCUGCACGAUCGUGGACCAUAUCAACGGAGCUACCAAUUAUUUCUUCUCUCCGACAAAAGUCGCAGACUGGUUCUAUGACUCCAUUAGCAUUGUCCUCUCCGAGAUCCAGAAAAAGCCUCAGCGAGGGAUGCCAAAGGUGGAGAAGGUAGAAAAGAAUGGGACUAUCAUAUCCAUCAUUCUGGGAGUGGGCAGCAGCCGCAUGCUGUACGACAUUGUCCCUGUGGUGUCCUUCAAAGGUUGGCCAGCUGUGGCCCAGAGCUGGCUGAUGGAGAACCACUUCUGGGAUGGGAAGAUCACAGAGGAGGAAGUCAUAAGUGGGUUUUACUUAGUGCCUGCAUGUUCCUACAAGGGGAAGAAGGACAAUGAAUGGAGGCUGUCAUUUGCCAGAAGUGAAGUGCAGCUGAAAAAGUGCAUCUCCAGCAGCCUCAUGCAAGCCUAUCAGGCCUGCAAAGCUAUCAUCAUCAAAUUGCUGUCCCGCCCCAAAGCCAUUAGUCCCUAUCACUUGCGGAGCAUGAUGCUGUGGGCUUGCGACAGGCUACCAGCCAACUACUUGGCCCAGGAGGAUUACGCAGCCCAUUUCCUCCUGGGUCUCAUUGAUGAUCUCCAGCACUGCUUGGUCAACAAGAUGUGCCCUAACUAUUUCAUCCCCCAGUGCAACAUGCUGGAGCAUCUCUCUGAAGAAACCGUCAUGCUGCAUGCGCGGAAGCUGUCCUCAGUCCGCUCAGACCCUGCCGAACACCUUCGAACUGCCAUCGAACACGUCAAAGCAGCCAACCGGCUAACACUAGAGCUCCAACGGCGGGGCAGCACCACCAGCAUUCCCUCCCCGCAAUCAGAUGGAGGGGACACCAACCAGCCUGAUGACCGAUUAGCCAAAAAGUUGCAACAGCUAGUGACUGAGAACCCCGGGAAGUCCAUCUCCGUCUUCAUUAACCCAGAUGAUGUCACAAGGCCCCACUUCAGAAUUGAUGAUAAAUUUUUCUGAGCUUUCGUCAAUGUUUCUUGGGAUUUUUUUCUUUUGUUUUGUUUUUAAAAACUCUUGCAACGUGCAGGUUUUUUUGUUUGGUUUUCCCUGAUGACUUAGUCUCUUGUUUUUUACAUAUCCAGCGUAGAUUGGAUCUGUUGAGAACAACCUGAAUAAAUUAUAAUUCCUGGUUCUGCAGGACAGUGCAGAUUUUGAAACAGUAUAUUACUAUUUCAUAUGCUGCUUUGAUUUUUUUCACCCACCCCGCCCCAUUGUCUGUGAGUAGUUUCUAAAGGAGAACAUGCACCGUAAACACACAUGCCACAGUGUAAUGUAGAUUUUUUUUUUUCAAGCUUCCAUAAUUUAUGUACAUUGUUGGGCCUGGGGAAGGGAGUACUCACCUUCCGUUGCUUCAGAAAUUCACUUCUUUUUCCAUGAGCUUCCAUCACCCUAAACAAAUGAGGAGAGACUCUGGGUUGGAAAGCACUACUGGUAAUUUGAUGAGGCCAAAUGUACUGGGCUGAA